Fopius arisanus is the source of this 1414-nucleotide messenger RNA. RefSeq lists its product as uncharacterized. Gene Ontology annotation, molecular function: protein binding. The record is from RefSeq and is a predicted model, not a curated record. Bases 277 to 1281 code for a protein of 334 amino acids. The transcript has 6 exons. Lineage: Eukaryota; Metazoa; Arthropoda; Insecta; Hymenoptera; Braconidae.
UCAGCAGGCGUGUAUUGUCAAAGAGUUGUCCAACGAUUUUCUGCGAUUGCCUGGAAGAUUCUCCAAAAAUCUCGACAAAAACUCAUCACCUAACGCAUCGACGAUGUCGAUUUGCCAGACUCCUGUGAAAAGUGUCGAGGGGAAUUACUACGGAUGUUUACACAAGCCGAGUUAAAAAUUAUUCAAACACAGUGUUGAUUAAGUGUCCAUUGCGCGUUUGGAAAGGAGUGAAUAAUUCAUCUACGUUAUAAAAAAAAUAAAACAACGACCGACAGGAUGCAACAGGAGGGAAAACCAAAGUUCCUGAAGUAUCAUCAGGGCAGCGUGAGGAGUGUCGCAUUCAGUCCAAGGGAGCGAUAUUUAUUUUGCUCCGGUGGCUACGAUGGAAAAAUUAUUUUCUACUCUGCCCUGCGGAUGGAGUCACUCAGGAACUACCAGAUAACACCUCAUUAUAUCACCCAGGCGAAGAAUGUUAAUGCCGUUAAAUUCACCUCCGACGGAUCCAAAGUCACAGCAGUUACCAAUGCACGUAGAUUAGUGGUGAUUGACGUGGAGAAAGGGGCACAACUAUCGAGUUACGACAAUUGUGCUUGGGGGGGAAAAGAUCGCACUGGAUUGGCGACUGAUCCUGCCAAACCGAAUAUAGUUAUUUUUGUUACUGUUAAUGGAAAAGGAUUGACACUGGUGGAUCUCAGAAUGCCUCUACCCUUGCAUUUUAUUUAUGACCUACAUGGCUCUACCAUAAGGGACAUAUGCUUUUUGCCAUCCUCGUGGCCAUGGCAAAAUUCAAUAUUGACUUGUGGCAUCGAUGGCACGUGUAAAGUAUCAUCUCCCGAUGGACGGGUAAUGCAUUCCUUCCAGACUGGACACAGUGUCAACACUGUUUGUGUCACACCCGAGCCUUUCAGCCAAACUGCUGAAGAUGGAUAUUACAGUUUAAUGAUGAGCGGUGGAGAUCUCGUAUCCGCCUACGUACCGAACUCUGGUAUUCAGCAAUUGCUCAAGGAACACAACAAUUCUCCCGUGUGGAAGCUGCGUUACACUUCCAAUGGAAGUACUUUGUUUUCUGUCUGUGACGGAGGAAUUCUGAGGCGUUACAGGAGAUACCCUGACCAUCACGAGCAUCUCGGUGAGAUUUAUCGUCACAAGGGGGACAUACAGGACCUUGACGUCUCGCCGUGGGACGAAUAUGUCAUCACUGCUUCCAAAGAUCGCAGUGUGGGAAUUCUCCUGCUGGGCUCGCCGAAUCACGGCUUCACAGAGUACACUGAACUCACCUGAUGUCCAAAAACAAUGAAUUCCGUCCCAUCCACCGAUGUCGGCCUAACUCGCCCGGAAUUAAUAUUAAAAAUAUUAUUCAUGUUGAAUAUUAAUUUUUGUAACUUGAUAUUAAAGAUAAGACGUUGUCAUCUAA